CCUGCUUCUUGUGAACAGGAAGUAGGGGUACGUCAUGAAGAAGUCUGAAACUUGUUUGUGAGUUGGAAGGUCUAAGAAAAAUGCUGUGAUCUGGAGAUCCUGGAGACAUUUUGGUCGCGUUUCUGUGUCCACAAGGUUCCCCUGACACUCAGGCACCUUCUUGGAGUACAGGUUGAUGGGAAUGCCGAGGUGCUGAUAAAUUGUUCCAUCAUCACCAUGGAAACCGUUGUUGCCGUGGCGAUCGCCAUCUUGGCGGCCAUCUUCGUGGCCUCGUUGAUUUCCCUCCUGUUGGUGUGUAAACAGAAGUACUGCGGGCGGGCGGACCUGUACAAGCAGAGUCUGGCUAUCAAUCGCCCCACAGUUGAGUUGGUGAGUGCGAUGGAGACACAUGGAGAAGUGUCAGAUGUAGAGCUGACCAAUGUUGCCUUCACACCCGACAUCGACGAUAUUCUGGAGAAUGAAGCUUGGAUAGAUGACGCAUCGGGACUGAUCCCCCACUGUCUGGCCAUCCUGAAGACGUGUCACCAGCUGACGGAGAGGCUGGUUGGCAUGACGAUGAACAACUCCCAGAUCCGCAGUCAGGCUGACCUCGGGGAGGUAGUGGUGGUAGCAAAGAGAAUCAGCCCAAGGGUUGAUGAUGUGGUUCGUUCCAUGUAUCCCCCCUUGGACCCCAAGUUACUUGAAGCUAGGUCUACUGCCCUGCUCCUGUCAGUCAGCCAUCUCGCCCUUGUCACAAAGAACGCCUGUAUGAUGCCGGGGUCGCUGGACUGGAUUGACAGCUCCAUUUCUGACAUGGAGGAACACAUGUCUGUCCUACGCCAGGCAGCCAUGUCCACCGAGGAACAGGAACCACCAGAGGCGAAGGAAGAAUCACAAUCCUCCCAGCUGUAAAAUAACUAAAGUUUGUAACAUUUGAAGGAACUGUUGAACGAUAAACACUUGUAUUGAUUUUAGUUUGAUUCUUUUGUGUGAAGGUUUCAAACCAAAACAGCUCAAGUGUCAACCGAUAGACAUUUUAUAACGUAAAUCAAUGAGAUUACAGAUUGCUUCUGUAUUUAUAAGGUUGCAAUGUAGAACAUUCCAACUUUGCCAAUAAAAGUGUAACCUUUGUAGUGCUAACAGUAUUAGUGUUCUAAUAUACAUGUACAAGUAUAUUGUCUAGCAUUUGUAGUGCGUUAUUAAGUUUUAUGUUGUCAUAGAUAAGUUAGAAAGCCUCGUAUUGGGCUUUAUAGAAGUUAUAUUUUUGUAAAGCCAUGGAGCUGUGUGUCUUUCUGAGGUAAGGUUAGACUUGGCAUAUCACGUAAACUGUACAUACAUUUGUACCCAUCAGGACACUCCAGCCGCCACUUAAUAGAGAUGGUGGACGAUAUAACUCCCUGCUGUAUGUUUAAUCAAAUGCUGAUGUCACGUAUCCAUAAAGCCUCGUGUGAAUAAGGUUGUGUGUCUGUAACCGUAACUCUUGUGAGUUUACGUUCGGAAGUGAUUGGUCAUUAAUUAUCCUGAUGAAGGUGACAGUGAUGUUGAAAAUUUGAUCCCUGUGUACUCUUUGUGUUGUAAUAAAGUUUAACAUUGUACUUUGAUUACUACCAACACAGAUGAAUUUUCAUGAUAAUUUGUACAUGGACAUGUAAGAAACUGUGAUGGGAUACUGUAACUUGCAUGGUGCUUUCAGGUUUGGUUUUAUGGAUGUAAGGGAAAUACGUACUUAUCGUAUGUACAAAUGUAGUAUUACAGUCAUGUAUUAAGUGUUGCUGUUGCUAUGAAAUAUUACAAAUAUACACGUGAUGUUUUCAAGAUAGAAUUUCAUUGUAAAAAUAGCAAAUGUCCCUUUACAACUUUACAGGAGUAUAGCGUUGUACAUGAAAUUGUCAUAGAAUUGUAGAAGAAGUGGAGAUUAUUUUGAUAAUUCCUGUAAGACUACUUGCAGGAUAUGUAAUACUAUGGGCAUUAUAUGAUGUCCUUGGUGAUACUGGCAGAAGCCAUUUACACUUUUUAACACUGUGAAACAGAUUGAACAAGAAACAAGAAUCUUGGAGAUACAUGUAAUAAAAAGUGCCUUAUUUGGGAUAGGCCAGAAUGGAUCAUAGAGAUGUUGAUCACGAUUCUUAAAAAAAGUACUACUGUAUUAAGUGUUCGACAGAAAAGGGCAAAGUGACACAAAAAUUCAAUCAAGUGCCUGACAAUUUUUCUGUAUGAUCUGUCCCAUGUGAAAUCAUUACUUUUCUUUAUUCCAAGGAGGAUUUAAACCUCAUUGAUUUAUACAUGUAACAUUACUUUGUACAAAAUGUAGUUGCCACCAAGUUUGCUAAAAGCAAUGGUGUGUUUUGAUGGAGUGGGUUUUUAACUGUACAGCUUUACAAUUGUACCUUUUAGGUAUGUAUGGAUGGAGAGGACUUGAAGGAGUGCUGGUGUUUCAAUCUUUUAUAUACUUAAUUUUGACUGUUGUUAUUGCUGUUGAUGCUGUCAAUAAGAAAUAAAAUCUUCUUAGAUUAGUAGAUAGAAAAAGACUUACCCACACCAUAUAUGUACAAAAAUUUCCUAGAUUGGAAGUUAUUUGUAUUAAAUGUAUUGAA
This is a messenger RNA of Branchiostoma belcheri (Belcher's lancelet), 2573 nucleotides long. RefSeq names its product transmembrane protein 98-like. The record is from RefSeq and is a predicted model, not a curated record. Lineage: Eukaryota; Metazoa; Chordata; Leptocardii; Amphioxiformes; Branchiostomatidae. Gene Ontology annotation, cellular component: endoplasmic reticulum. The coding region runs from base 217 to 891 and encodes 224 amino acids. The transcript has 6 exons.